GGAAGAGAAUGGAUGGGAAGAACAGCCAUCUAGUCUGGAAUGAGUGUGGGAGCCUUUAUGAUAAUGCUUUUAUCCUAGCCAAAUUCAACAACAGGUUUCUUCUCUCUCGCUCUCUUUAGCCAGUCCUAUUUUGUAUUUUGUAUUGCAGUGGUUGCUAUGCUCUUCUCUGUGAACAGCCUGUUUAUUAACAGAGCUCCUCAUCCUCCAUCCAGAGCUGGAAAAUGACACAGUGCUGUGGGCAAGUGUUGCGUGCUGUUGUCUCUCAUGCAUCGAGCAAGAUGAUGAUCCUGAGUCAUUGCUGUUCCUUACAUGCCCUGAGCUUUCCAGCUGUCCUGAGGAAUCACAUUGUGCAAUCAAUUUAAGCACUGGUGGAGCAGGGUGCCAACUGAAAAUGUCGCAGAAUCCUGACAAGCUAAAUUCAAGUGAAGAAAAGUUGAGUGCUUUGGAGGAUGAUGAGGAGGAGAACUUGGACAACUCGGAUCAGUCUGUCCGAAAAAGAAUACGACAGAGUGCUCCAGGGUCUCACAGGGAUGACACACACAAGUCCAGUCCCUCUCGGCCUGUGUCCAUAGAAGAGCUCAUGGAGACAGCAAAGGGAGUCACCAACAUGGCACUGGCACAUGAAAUUGUGGUGAAUGGAGAUUUCCAGAUAAAACCAGUUGAAUUGCCAGAACACAGCUUAGAGAAGAAAGUCAGAGAUAUUGUGCAUCAAGCUUUCUGGGAUUGUCUGGAAGCUCAGCUGAAGGAAGAGCCCCCAACAUAUGAUCAUGCAAUUAAGUUAUUGGGAGAAAUUAAAGAGAGUCUUCUGUCUUUCUUGUUGCCUGGUCAUACUAGACUGAGAAGCCAGAUUACAGAAGUUCUUGACCUGGAUUUGAUAAAACAGGAGGCAGAGAAUGGGGCCCUUGACAUUUCUAAGUUGGUCAAAUUUGUUAUUGGAAUGAUGGGGACUCUCUGUGCUCCAGCUCGAGAUGAAGACAUUAAGAAACUGAAAGAUAUUAAUGAAAUAGUUCCUCUUUUCAGAGCAAUUUUCUCUGUAUUAGACCUAAUGAAAAUGGAUAUGGCAAACUUCGCUGUCAAUAGUAUUAGGCCAAAAUUAAUGCAGCAGUCUGCUGAAUAUGAAAGAAAGAAGUUUCAGGAGUUUCUUGAGAAACAGCCAAAUUCUUUAGACCUUGUCACAAAGUGGUUGCAAGAAGCAGCAGAUGAUCUUGCAAAGCUGGGACAUGAAAUGUCGCCUCCCCACUGUAGUGAUGGUGCCAGUGGCAGAGCUUCUGCCUUGUGCUUCACUGCUGUACAAAAUCAGGCCUAUCUGAAGCUUCUGAAGUGGGAUCACGUGAACAGGCCUUUUCCAGAAACGCUGCUCAUGGACCAGACACGCUUCCUGGAGAUGCAGCUGGAGCUGGAGCAGCUCCUGGUGGUGGGGACAGUGCUGCUGGUGACGUUCAGUGCAGCAGGCCCAGCUCUCAUCGACGUGCCCGGGUUCGCCGAGAGAAUCAAAACCAUCGUCAAGGUGCUGCUGACAGGAAUGCAUCUCCCCUCCUUUAACCUGAAGGAAUCCCUGGCCUCCGUGGGUGAGAAGGUGUGUGCUGAAGUGAACAGCUGCCUUUCCCAGCAUGGCUUUACCCCGUUCUCAGCUGAGAGAGAGGCUGUGCUGAAGGGGCAGAUCCAGGCAGUGGCCAGCCCAGAUAACUCCAUCUGCAAGCUCAUAGAUUCUCGAAUUCAGAAGUUUCUGAAGAAUUGUCUUGCAUCCAGUCUCCAGAAAUCAUUGCCUGCCAUUCCUGGAGGAUUAGGCCCUAUUCAGAGGGAGCUGGAGGAGAUUGCUACCAAGUACGUUCGUCUAGUCAUCUACAACAGAAUGGUCUUCAGCCCUUACUAUGAUGCAGUCCUUGGCAAAAUACUGACUAAGGAAGAAUCCCAAAUUGUAGGGAAAUCAGAAGAAUCAUAAAACCAGUCUGUGUGCUACCACUACAGUAUUGUCAGCUACUAAAUAAAACUUGUACCAAUAUUUGUCUAGGAAAACAGCUUUCCGUGUAAAUACUGAUUCCUUUAACCCACGGGUGCUGACUGGUGAGGGAAAUAGAGGAGAUGCCAAAAGGGCUCUGAGGUAAAAGAUGAGAGAUGCAUUUCUAAUAUAAUUAUGCAACCUGGGGAAGGGGAUAUCAUGGGAGUUUUGUGGCUGCAGUUUUUAGAUUUUUGAGCUGGUGAUAGGGCAAGUUUAAGAACCAAACUUUGUAUUUAAGUGACUCAUUUCAGGGCAUUUAACUCUUAAUUUACAGUGAACGUAAUUUAAUUUAUCCCAGAAGGGGUGAUUUGGUUUAUUUAAAACAUCUUACUUUAAGGAAUUAAUUAAGCUACAAUUCUAAAGAAGAGCUUUACCAGACAAAACACCAAGCCAAGCAGCACUUUACUGUAACAUUAUGGUGAGUAUGGUAGGCUUACUAGUUUUUUCUGUAUUUUACUGCAUUUUUAAUAGCAUUUUUUUGCUGUUUUCCUGCAGAUGUUACAAAACAUAUUUUUGUAGCAAAUUUUCUGGUUAUUGGGUAACUGUCCUCUGCUAUGUACAGUACUCCCAGAGGUGGCAAUCUUAUAGAUUGCAGCUGUAUUUAUAUCUUGUAAAGAUUUUGGAAAGGGCAGAGCUAAAAUGUUUUGAUAAAAGUGGCAUUUCUUACCUUUUUUUCUUUUUUUUUGCUAGUAAUUUACUCCUUUUUAAAGUAAAUUCUCAUUUGCUUAAGGUGGAUUUAAAGGGUGAAACUUUAGGUUGAAAAUUUUGGGCUUUUUUAAAAACUACAACAGGGGAUGGUUGCAUAUUCAAUCAUGUCUUCAAAAAUAUCAUGUGCAGAGCACUGUGGGCAGUAUAAGUGAUUUUAAUGUACCGUGAGAGGUGAAUGGUUUGAUGUUAGUUUGACUAUACAGGGAAUAUUUUAGUCGAUUUUUUUCACUUUCUAGGUGUGUUCUUGAAACUUAGAAUAUUUGUAGGUCUUGAAUUUAAUAAGCUACAUUUUGUAUAGAGGAGAAGAGCCCUGUGAUUUUACAUUGCAAUCUCAGGCUUAGCUGGGAGGUAAGUGAAAUUUUCCUCUGGUUGAGCACAACUGUGUAUUACAGUAAUCAAUAUUUGAUGGUUUUGUGAAAGCAAAGUUUGCAGUUGCUCACAGUAAGUGGCCCAAGUAUGAGGCUGUCCAAACCAGAACGUGCUGUCUUUAAAAAAACCAACAAGGUACAUGAAAUAAAUAAAUGAAGGGCCCUUGUAUUGCCAACAGGCAGGUUAAUUUGGGAGUCAACCAAAAAGAACUUGCAGAAGCACUUGAUUAUGAUCCUCUGUUGAUGCUUCCCUUUCCAGUUCCCUUUGAAUGUCCGUGUGGAUAAAGCUGCACCAAUUUUGUAUUUGGAGGGGGAUGGAAGAAACAAGACCUUUUUUUCUAUAUUAGCCUAUGCAACUUCAAACCAAAUCUUUUCUCAUUCCUUACAAAGCCCCUUCCCCAAGGGAGAAACUCAGCAAAACCCUUUGAGAGUUCAUCAGCUCAGACAAGUGACUUGGCCAAAUGAAUGUCUGUCUUGGAAUCCUUCUUUGAGAACUCAAAAAUGAGGUCGGUUAGCCAGAAAAAAAGGGUUCUGAGUAGGGUCUAUGUCAUUGUUUGGAUCAGCAGAGGAUUCUACAGAGGUCUUCAAGGCUGCUGCCUCAGCUUGCUGGGCUUUGCUGUUGGAGCAGGCCCUGCCUCAUCACAGCCUAAAGCUCUGCAGCAGCACCACCUCCCUCAGCCUGUGCUCAAUGAGCAACCAGAGCCAUGUCUGCUGGAAUUAGCACCAGGAUAGAGAACCAAGGCACAGCUCUUUCCAGAUUUCUUAAAUGAGAGCUGCACAAGUUAGAAAUUGCUGCUGUUGUUUUAUCCUUCAGUCCUGCCCGGGAGCUGCCUUUAGAGGCAGAGUUAGAUGAGGUACAGGACAAGCUUGAGAGUGUGGGGAGGAACAUCAUGGUGGGACAGGUACCUAGAAAAGCCCUUGAAAGGUGUGUGAGUGAUGGCAGGAUGCAGGGCACUGCUUUAGCAGAGGAUAAAACCCUGACUGAGGAGAUGGCUGCUCCCAGGGCUGGGAUUCAGGGCUCAGGGCCCACGACUGCCUGCUCCUGCCAUGGCAGCAGGGACUGUGCUGCCCCAGUGCUUGUACUGCUCACAGGGCCCACACAGGGAAUCCCAGCCUCUCCUCACAGGAUGGUCUGAGCCUAAGCCUUCGUGCAGCAGAAAGGUCCUAGAAUGAAGGAACAGAGUGCAGUACUCACCUGUGGCUCCACUCUCACAGAAGGAACAAAUGCUCCUGGCACAGGUGCCAGGGGCCUUUCAACAGGAAAGAUCUAAAGGAACUGCAGUAAAUUCCCACAAGUGCAAUGUAAUGAUUCUCCCAGGUUGUUCUUUUUAAUGAGAUUGUUUGACAACCAGUUUAUCUGCGUUCUCUCCAAAAGAAACAGGGAGCUGCAAGUGAGUGGCAAAGCAAGGACAUUCCAGGAUGGCUAAAGCCAGCCCCAUCUCCAUGGGCAGGUGCUGCUUUACCCUUGCCCUGGAGAGAGGAGCCCUGGCUGGGGCAGCUGUGCUGGGCUGGGAAUGGCUUUCAUUUGCCUCAGGCUCUGACUGUCCUGUAGUCCAAGGGGUUCUUAGGAUCUUAUCAGAGUCAAUCUUAUCACAGCCAGUUCCAAGUUAAAAGCUGAAGUAGGCAUAGAAACUGCUUGGAAAGCUCACAUAGUCUUUCUUUAGCUUGUUUGAAGAUAACAAGUGCAACGAUGUAGCUGAUUAUUAACAUUUAGCUUUGUACAUACUGUGGAAGAGCAGUGCAGGUAUCCAGGACAGGCUGUGUGAGCCAGGGCUCCUGGACUACCCACACUGAACUGAGUUAGUCUUAUGAUGCUCUUCUUCAAACAGUCCUGGAAUUGCAAGCCAAAGUGUGCUGUAUCCUCUAGAAAAUGGAAACCAAGCUCUAUUCUAAUAUGUACGCUCUGAUCAAUUUCCUGUGAUGGUAUAAUUAGCAUUGCUUUUGAAGUGGCUGAGUAAUAUUUAAGAAGUACCUUGUUGUGUUUGAAUAAAACCAGAAUGAGGCAUGA
This is a messenger RNA of Passer domesticus (house sparrow), 5083 nucleotides long. It is a transcript of the gene TCP11L1, whose product is annotated as t-complex 11 like 1. The record is from RefSeq and is a predicted model, not a curated record. The coding region runs from base 392 to 1942 and encodes 516 amino acids. NCBI's taxonomy places the organism in Eukaryota, Metazoa, Chordata, Aves, Passeriformes, Passeridae. The transcript has 11 exons. Gene Ontology annotation, biological process: signal transduction.